Anoplopoma fimbria (sablefish) is the source of this 3406-nucleotide messenger RNA. RefSeq names its product DEAD (Asp-Glu-Ala-Asp) box polypeptide 54 (gene ddx54). The record is from RefSeq and is a predicted model, not a curated record. The transcript has 20 exons. Bases 231 to 2861 code for a protein of 876 amino acids. Gene Ontology annotation, cellular component: nucleus. NCBI's taxonomy places the organism in Eukaryota, Metazoa, Chordata, Actinopteri, Perciformes, Anoplopomatidae. Gene Ontology annotation, molecular function: RNA binding; ATP binding; RNA helicase activity.
CGAUGUUGAGACUCAAGCGACGUCACAGUCACACAGAACGGAAGUAGAAGCAGAAAAAAACCCAGCAGAAGAAGAAGAAGAUUGCACGUGUGUCCAACAUGUCUGCCUACCAUGUUGAGAUGUUAUGAGCAGUGUUGACUAUUCUUGGCUAGUUCGACGCCGUUUUUUAUCCCACAGACCGUAAAGUAAAGUUACCGACAGCAGUCUAAAGAGAGACGUAAAGCCUCAGGAUGGCGCAGAGGAAGAAGAAAUUCACGAAGAAGAGGAGAUACACAGGCGGCAGAGACCAGGACGCUGACUUUGAACUGGCGGCUGAAAUUAAGGACGAUGAUUCUCCAGGGAAGAAACUCCAGCGGUUCCCAGCCACAUCAGACUGCCUGUCAGAUGUGGAGCCUGACACCAGGCAGCUGGUCCGAGCCCAGAACAAGAAGAAAAAGAAGUCUGGAGGCUUUCAGUCCAUGGGUCUCAGUUACCCCGUGUAUAAAGGCAUCAUGAAGAAGGGUUAUAAAGUCCCUACGCCCAUCCAACGAAGGACUGUCCCUGUGAUUUUGGAUGGCAAAGAUAUAGUAGCCAUGGCUAGGACCGGCAGUGGUAAGACAGCUGCCUUCCUGAUUCCCAUGUUCGAGAAGUUAAAAGCGGCUCAAGCCACGGGAGCCAGGGCCCUAAUCCUGACCCCCACCAGAGAGUUGGCUCUGCAGACCAUGAAGUUCACAAAAGAGUUGGGGAAAUUCACUGGCCUCAAGACUGCCUUGAUCCUUGGUGGAGACAGAAUGGAUGAUCAGUUUGCCGCUCUUCAUGAAAACCCCGACAUAAUCAUCGGUACCCCUGGUCGUCUCAUGCACGUUAUCACGGAGAUGAACCUGAAGCUGCAGAGUGUGGAAUACGUGGUGUUUGAUGAGGCUGACAGGUUGUUCGAAAUGGGUUUUGCCGACCAGCUUCAGGAGGUGAUCCGGAGGCUCCCAGACAGCAGACAGACUCUGCUGUUCUCCGCCACUCUGCCCAAACUGCUGGUGGAGUUUGCCAGAGCCGGUCUGACUGAACCAGUGUUGAUUCGUUUAGAUGUGGAUUCUAAACUCAGUGACCAGAUUAAGCUGUCAUUUUUCCAUUUGCGCAUGGAUGACAAGCAGGCAAUGCUGCUUCAUCUGCUGAGGAACAUAGUGAAGCCUCAGGAGCAGACGGUGGUUUUUGUAGCCACGAAACACCAUGUAGAGUACAUCAAGGAGCUGCUGACUUUAGAAGGAGUGGAGUGUGCCUACAUCUACAGCGCCCUGGAUCAGACUGCCAGAAAGAUCAACAUAGGGAAAUUUGUUCAUCGGAAAGCCAUGGUGCUGAUUGUGACUGAUGUUGCUGCUCGUGGUAUAGACAUCCCCAUGCUGGACAAUGUCAUCAACUACAACUUCCCCUCCAAGCCCAAGCUCUUCUUGCACAGAGUUGGCCGUGUGGGACGUGCUGGACGCAGUGGCGUUACCUACAGUUUGAUUUGUCCGGAUGAGAUGCCUUUCGUCUACGAUCUUCACCUCUUCCUUGGAAGGCCUGUUCAGUUCGCCACUUCUGAACACACCAAAGAUACAGAGGGUGUGUUCGGUCGGGUCCCUCAGAGCAUCCUGGAUGACGAGAGUUCUCAUUUGAUGACGGUUCACGAAAACUCCCUGGACCUGCAAAACAUGCACCAUGUCUCCGAGAACGCAUACAAGCAGUAUCUCAAGUCUCGACCAAACCCCUCACCUGAGUCCUUCAGACGGGUCAAAACCACAGAUCUGUCCAGCAUGGCGGUCCAUCCACUACUGGGGUCGGGUUUGGAGAAAAUGGAACUGGAGCGCCUUCACAUAGUUGAUGCCAUCAAAGUCUACAAAUCCAAAGCGACUAUCUUUGAAAUCAACUCCAGCAGUAAGACACAGGCUGGUGUGGUCAUGCGGGCCAAGCGCUCCAAGGACAAGCGGCUGGUGGACAAAUUCAGCAGACAGAGAGACACCAUGGCUGCAGAAAGCCGGCUGCACCAGCCAGUCAAGCCCACCGCCACCACCACCAAAGCUGACGAUGAUUUCACACACAGCGGGGACGAAGAAGAGGACGAUAUGAAGGGGGUGUUCUCUGCAGUAGUAGGUGGAAAAAGGAAAAGACUGCAGGAAGAUGGGGAUGAUGGACAAACGGACAAGAGAAGCAGAAAGUCGGGCAAAGAUAACGAGUAUUACAUCCCCUACAGACCCAAAGACUUUGACUCUGAAAGAGGGUUGAGUCUCGGAGCGGACGUCAGUACCUUUGAUCAGCAGGCCUCCUCAGCGGUCCUGGACCUGAUGGGAGAUGAGGGAAGCAAGUUAAACCAGCACAAGAACAUAUUGAAAUGGGAUCGUAAAAAGAAGCGCUUUGUGAGAGAAGCAGGAAAGGAGGACCAUAAGAAGAAGCUCAGAAUAGAUGGCGGACAGGUCAUCAAUAACAAGAAGAACAAGAAGAACUUCUACGAUGAGUGGAAGAAAAGAUACAGAGUCGAUGACGGAGGAUCUGGCUCAGAUGGAGAAGGAGGAGGAGGAGGAGGAAGAGGCGGAAGAGGAGGAAGAGGGAGAGGAGGAGGUGGAGGAAGAGGAGGAGGAGGUCGUGGUCGAGGCCGUGGUCGUGCUCGUAAUCCCAACUUCCAGAGCCCUGUGGGGCAGCAGCAGACGCCCGGUGGCCUCAGAGUGCGCUCAGAGCUGAAGACGAGGGAGCAAAUCCUGAAGCAGCGCAAGAAAGACGAGAAGCACCAGUUCCUGCAGAGGGGAGGCAUGAAGAACCUGCGGACCAAAAACAAACCGUGGGUCGGAGAAGUUAAGAAGUCAGGUUUUGGACGGGGCGCUCAAAAGAAGGGUAAGAUGAGGAAGAAACUCUGAGGAGGACACAGAGGGAGAACUAUCCCAGAGGGACAACGGCGGGGGAUGGUUGAGACGGAGGCGCCAUGACGGACUUGAGGAUGAAUACCAUCAAACCUCCCACACCACCUUCAAUAAUGUACGGUGUCUUUAAUGGUUAUGUAUUAAAGGAGAAGAUGAGUGGAGGAAAGCAUUUCUACACUGUAGAGAUGAAUGGCCAGACUCUAAAUUUGACAAAGAGUAUGGUUAAGAAUGAUCCAGUGAACUGGAGUUUGCUCUAUUAUGUGUUUUGGCAAAUUGUUUUUGAGUACGGAGAUAUUUCUAUACACAGAAUUAACUGAUGUCAAAAUACACUUGUGAUUAAGAUGAUAUUCUGUGUCUUCUCCAAUUGCAUUCAGUUGCAUGUUGAUACAACAAACAAAAAGUAUGUUUUAUGAUGUGACUUUCCAAAACAUACAUUUGUAUUGAAGCUGAGGGACUGUUAAGUGUCCCUGAUGUACUUUUCUGCUUUAGAUACUGUUUCUGGUUCUUAACUUAAAAAAAAAAAAAAAAAAAAAAAAAAAAAA